Messenger RNA from Purpureocillium takamizusanense, 1293 nucleotides. RefSeq lists its product as uncharacterized. Lineage: Eukaryota; Fungi; Ascomycota; Sordariomycetes; Hypocreales; Ophiocordycipitaceae. The record is from RefSeq and is a predicted model, not a curated record. The transcript has a single exon. The coding region runs from base 30 to 1127 and encodes 365 amino acids.
CUCACGCCCAAACUACUCCGAUCCAGUACAUGUACCUGUCCGCCAUGGCACCCAUCACGCUGAUUUCGCUGCUCUCGUUGGCGCUCGCAGGGCCGGUGGUGGUGGCGGCGCCGGCGGCCAAGCAGUGCACUGCCGGCCCAGCGCUCAAGCAUUGGCCUCCCGCCGCGGCCAAGGCUCUGAAUGCCAUGAUUGCCGCCAAUGCGCACUCCGGACGAUACGCCGUGUUUGACAUGGAUAACACGAGCUAUCGGUACGAUAUCGAGGAGUCAAUGAUUCCUUUCUUGGAGAACAAGGGGGUCAUCUCGCGCGACACGAUUGAUCCGUCGUUGAAGAUCAUCCCGUUCAUGGACACACCCACAUACAAAGAGAGCCUGUACAGCUACUACAAUCGGCUGUGCGACAUUGAUGAUCUUCUGUGUUAUCCUUUCUCGGCCGAGGUUUUCAGCAAUAUCCCGCUCCGCCAACUCAAGGUUUACAUCGACGAGCUCAUGGCUCUCAAUUCGUCGAUCCCGACAACAACCUACGUUGACGGCGUGCCGACAAACACGACUGUCAAUCCCCCUCGGAUCUUUAGGGGCCAGGUAGAGCUCUACAACAAGCUUAUGAACAAUGGAAUUGAGGUGUACAUCAUGAGCGCCUCGGCUGAGGAGCUCGUGCGAUUAUUGGUCACGGAUCCUAAAUACGGCUACAACAUGAAACCGGAAAACGUCAUCGGUGUUUCUCUCGUCUUGAAGAACCAAACCUCGGGAGCUUUGACGUCAGUGCGGUCCCAAAUCGCCGCAGGCACCUACAAUUUCCCAGCGACUUUGGAUCUUGUCAUGACUUCCACGCUUUGGACCCCAAACACGUGGCAGACUGGAAAGUGGGCGGCCGUGCUUUCGUAUAUCAGCAACUGGAGAAAGCCAAUCAUCGUCGGUGGAGACACACCUGCAAGCGAUGGGCCUAUGCUGUUUCAUGGAGUCGACGUCGCGCGUGGCGGGAUACAUCUCUGGAUUAACCGGAAGGAAAAGUCCAUGCAGCAGUUGAAUGGCAUGAUCAAGCAGUAUGCCCAGGAGCAAAAGGACGAAGGGUUGCCCGUAACGGCGGACAAGAACUGGGUCAUUGUGAAGCCUGAGGAGAUAUUAUAAUUUCGCUUCUAUGAACCUGAGUAAUGCGUGGUCCAAGGUUGUCCCGGUCCAAUAACUUGUACAUCAGGACUCAUGCCUGCGACAGCGACCACAUACAAUGUCGUGGACAGACUGCGAAUACGAAGAAACCUGACUAAUUACACGUAUAUAUGAAAUGUCCAGUGGC